AUGCACUUCCUGUCCAUCACAAGACAUGCUGAUAGAGUUGGAACUACUUUUUAAUGUCUAUGCAACGAUUCACUCUAUUAUAGUGAUCCAUUAUUUUUAGAAUGCUAGCAAUGCCAUUUGACUUGCAAAACUUGUAAGGGCUCUUCUGAAACUAAUUGUCUAAGUUGUGAUACUACUUACAGACAAUUGAUUAUAUCAAGGUGUAAUUGCUACCCUGGUUAUUAUAGCACAGGCCAGCUAUAAUGUCAAUAAUGCCAUUACACAUGUCUCACAUGCUACUCUGCUGAUGAAGAUGGCUGUACCUCUUGCUUAUCAGCCAAAAAUAGAGUUCUAAAAGCAACCAAAUGUGUCUGUAAGGAGAACACAAUGGAAGCCUCAAAUACAGAUGCUAUGUGUUCAAACUGUUCAUAUCGUUGUUCAUCUUGCAAUAUAGCAGCUGACCAUUGCACAACAUGUCCUGAUUAAUCAUAUCGUGAAAUAGGAACUAAUAACUCUUGUGCUUGUCCAGCCUACUAUUAUGACUAGCCUGAUAACCCAAUUUGCAUAAAGUGCUAUAAUACUUGUUAUGCUUGUAAAGGGUAAAAAAAUACUGAAUGUACUGCUUGUAAUCCUCUCAGUAAAAGAGAAUUAAACAUGAAUGGAGAAUGUGUUUGCAUGAGUAAAUAUUAUGAUACAGGAAUACAAGAAUGUUCAAUUUGCAGCACUGAUUGUUUAGAUUGCAUUACUAGUCCUACUAAUUGUACUUCUUGCAAUCCUGAAAAAUAUUUACUUGGAAACAGUUGCUAAUGCAAAACGAAGCUUUAGGGAAGUUUUCUCACUACCUAUUUUGUUGAAUCAAAAAAUCAAUGUCUAAAUUGUCAUUAUAGUUGUCUAUCUUGCAGUGGUCCAUUAGUAAAUUAAUGUUUAUCUUGUUUGAACUCAGAAUAAAGAACUUUGAUUGGUACAAGUUGCAUUUGUACAGCAAAUUACUUUGAUAAUGGAUUUCCUAAUUGUAAAUAAUGUGAUUUUCGAUGUUAUGAAUGUACAACAUUUUCUACUCUAUGUACAUCUUGCCCAUAAUCAACCUUAAGAACAUAUAAUUCUUUAAACUCUUCUUGUGAUUGCCCGAAUACUUAUUAUGAUGAUGGAGUAAAUCCUGUUUGUUAAAAAUGCGAUUAUUCUUGUUCAACUUGUAAGAUAAUGUCUAGUAGAUGCGAAUCUUGCUAGUUAAACACAUAUAGAGUUUACGACUCUUUAUUAUUUACUUGCCUUUGCGAUACUCAUUAUUAUGAUUCAGGAAUUCCGGUUUGUCAAUAAUGCCAUUAUUCUUGCUUACUUUGUAAUACUUAUGGGGCAGAUUCGUGCAUUAGUUGCUAACCAUAAGCAAUAUCCUUUAGAGUAUUAAAUAGAAACGUUUGCGAAUGUCUCCUUGGGUAUUAUGAUGAUGGAUAUUCUUUAAAUUGUUAAUAAUGCUUUUAUAAAUGUUAAAACUGCAUCAAUUCUCCAACUUAUAUACAUUUAGAUCAAAAUCAAUGUCUAUGCAAUACUGGUUAUUUUGAAAAUGGGUCAAAGCAAUUGUAGUAAAUGCAAUUCAAACUGUUAUAAUUGCAUUUUCAAUUCCAAAUAAUGUAAUUGAACACUAAUACUAAUACUUGUUAAUGUUAAGCAGGCACAACUGAAAUAGAUGGAUUGGGUCAACAAUGCAAUUAAAAUUGUCAGACAUGCUCAAACACCCCUACAAAUUGUACAUCAUGCGGUGUAAUGAAAUUUCUAAGUAAUUCAAAAUGCGCAUGUAUUGACGGGACAUAUUUAGUGGAUGCUGAUAAUCAGUGCUAUUCUUGUGAUUCUACCUGUGAAACUUGUUUUGGUAACGGUUCGUUUUGUUAGAGCUGUAUAUCAGAUAAAAAUAGAAUUCUAGAUAAUGCAACACAUACAUGUAUCUGCAAGGCUGGAUAUUACGAAGAUACUGUUAACAAAUCUUGCAUUUAAUGCUAUUAAACGUGUUUAACUUGUUUUGGUAUUUCUACGUAUUGCACAUAAUGUGAUUAAACCUUAAAUUUAACACUUAAUGAUUAAAAUAGAUGUGUUUGCAAAUCAGGUUUCUUCUUUAAUCUUAUUACUUAAUAAUGUGAAGCUUGCCAUGUUAGUUGUUCUGAAUGCUUAAUAUAAACUUAAUGUUUGACUUGUGAAUUAAUCACGAGAUACCUUGACAAUGACACAUCGUAAUGUGUAUGCAAAAAUGGCUUUUAUGAAGCUAAUCAAAAAUAAUGUUUAUAAUGCCACAGUUCAUGUAAAACUUGUUAGGUUUAAUCAAAUUUAAUGUCUAACUUAUUUUUGUAAAUGAAUACUUGCCCAUGUAUAGAUGGGUACUAUGAUGUUGGAAUUGAAAUAUGUUAAAAAUGUAGUGACAUCUGUAAAACUUGCUAAACCAAUUCAACUAAAUGUUACUCGUGUUAUCCAAAUCAUCAUCGUGUAUUAAAUCAAAAUACUUGUACUUGCUCUCCUGGGUAUUUUGAUAAUGGCUAAUAAUUAUGUGAAAAAUGCUCAAAUUCUUGUCAAACUUGUAAAAAUUAGAGAGAUUAUUGUACUAGUUGUGAUGUUAAUUAAAGUAGAUUAGAUUAAUCUAUUAUUCAUAAAUGUCCGUGUGUUUCUGAUUUUUAUUAGGAUUCUAAUGAAACUUGCUAAAAAUGCCAUAUUAAAUGUUCUGGAUGUGCAUAUGAAAGAGAUAACUGUUUAAGCUGCAAAUUUGUUUAUGGUUCCAACAGAUUAACGAUUUCAAAUUAAUGUAAUUGUAAAGAUGGAUAUUAUGAUGACAAUAUCUAAAUAAUAUGUAAGAAAUGUAAUAACCGAUGCAAAACUUGUGAAAACGAUUCCAAUAAUUGCCUUAGUUGCCUGGGUAAUCUAAAAAUAAAUCCUCCAAAUUGUUUCUGUAUGAAUGGUUAUUUUGAAACUGAUUAACUAAAUUGUGAACCUUGCGAUAUCAAAUGCGAUACUUGUAAAACUCAAGCCUCUAAUUGUAUAACAUGCAGAGAAGGUCGUAUAAAUGAAAAAUGUGAUUGUGAAGAGGGAUACUAUGAUGGUGAAUAGCCUUUAUGUCUAGAGUGCGACUUUUAAUGUUAAACAUGCAGUAAAUCAGCAAACAAUUGUCUAACGUGUAAAGGAGAUAGAUCUUAAAUUCCAUUAUGCAGAUGUUAGGAUGGAUAUUAUGAUGAUUUCUAGAGUUUAAAUUGCUUGAAAUGUGGUUACACUUGUAAAACUUGCACUUUGGAUAAAUGUUUAUCAUGCAAUGGCAAUAGAAUUUUAUCAGAUGAAAUGAGUUGUGAUCCUCCUCCAAAUUCAGUUAGUUCUUUAUUAACUCCUUGGUGUUCAAAUUGCGAAGUAGCUGUUCUGAAAAUAUAUUUAUCAGAUGAUCUGAAAUCAAUACUUGUCCUUUUUGAUUUCCCCAUAAACCCAAAUUUCUUUUCAAGUUACCUUACUAGCAAUGCUUGUUUUAAUAUCUUAAAAUAGACGACUCUUUCGAAAUUAGGAAUGAAUCCAUAAUGUAACAUUGAUCCGAAUAAUACAAAGCAGUUAAUUUUGAAUUUCGGGCACAAUCCUACCAUCACAGUAGGAGAUUAGAUUGAAUUUUUGGAAAAUUCUUUCGGUCACAAUAAUUGUAAUGGCAAACUAUAAUAUUUCAUUUUUAAUACACUUGAAUAACCGUCGAACCCAUUUGCUCCUUUAAUCAAAUAUAACGUACCUACAUACCUUUUGAAUUCUUGUGAAGAGAACAUCAUUUUAAUUUAAUCAAAGCUAUAUGAUGGUUUGAGAAGUUUUAUUUCCGUAUAAUGGUCAUUUAUUGUAAAAGGGUAAAGUGGAAAUGCUGAUCUGAAUAAUUUUGUUUAAGAAUUAACAAAUUUUCAAUAAUUAGACCUAACCAUUCCAGAAAAAACAUUAACUCUCUCUUCAAAUAUUUCUUUAUUUGUGGAGGUUGAAAACUUCGUUUCAAAAAAGAGUGUUUUUGAAAUAUCAAUUCAAACACACAAUGGAUAAUUUCCAACCAUUUUUUAGAAAUUCAAACAAUCAUAUUAUCCAUUUGAAUCCAUAAAAAUGGUUUUCACUAUAAAAAAGAAAAGUUGCAUGGAAAAUUCACAAGUAUCAAAUAAUAAUUCUUAAUAUUAAAUCAAUUUUUAUGAAGUUGACAGAAAUGACUCUAGAUCUAGACCUUCAAAUUUCAAAUUUGAUUAAUUAAUUAGUUCUGACUUAUUAGAACUUAACAUUGAACGCUAUUCUUUAACCGCGUACACAACAUAUACAUUUCAAUUAACGGUUUCAGAUUCUUCAAUUUAAUAUUAUUCAGAACAAAAUACAACUAUUUCCAUAUUAUCAGGGGGAAUUCUUUGUCAAUUUAAUGGAACAAAGAGGCUACAAAAUUAUUAAAGUGCUACAAAUAUUUACAUCCUAUGCAAAGAUCUUGAUGUUCAAUAUGAUUGGAAUGAAGAUCCUGAAUUGAAAAUACAAGUGAGUUGCUUAGAACUAACUUCACAAGGAGAAUGCAAAGAUUCUUAAAAGAGGAAAUUACAAUAUAACUCUACUGAAACAAGUUAGAAAUUUCCUAAAGCUACUUUUCAACCUUACACGAUUUAAUCUUGGAAUGUAAUUGCCACCAAAAACUCGCUGACCUACUCUUAUACUAUCAAUAUUGUAUAUCUGGAUUAUGAUUUCAAAAUCCUGGAUAUAGAUUAUAACAGUGGAUAUUUGGUAAGGCCUGUUAAUAAUUAUGAAGAUUUAUAUUUUACUUUUAAUAUACCAUUUUAGGAGAGGUAAUACCUAUUAUAAUAUUCAAUUGCAAUAAUUUAUGAUUAUCAAUUAAUUUCACUACUUUAACCCCAAUACUUUGAAUAUUCCUUUUAAUUAUAUGAUUACUAUUAAUAAUUUAAUAAAGGAAACAAGUUCAAUCUUAAAUUUUUAGCUUAGUUUACGAAUGAUAUCAUUCCUAAUCAGGAAGACUUAAUUUUAUUUUUAAAUCAACCUCCAAUCUGUAAUUUAAAAAUUCUGGAAGAGAAUGUAUAUGCUAUAGAACCUUGA
Messenger RNA from Paramecium tetraurelia, 5046 nucleotides. RefSeq lists its product as uncharacterized. The transcript is spliced from 18 exons. NCBI's taxonomy places the organism in Eukaryota, Ciliophora, Oligohymenophorea, Peniculida, Parameciidae. The record is from RefSeq and is a predicted model, not a curated record.